Molecule: messenger RNA, 698 nt
Organism: Ceratotherium simum simum (southern white rhinoceros)
Lineage: Eukaryota; Metazoa; Chordata; Mammalia; Perissodactyla; Rhinocerotidae
Product: regenerating islet-derived protein 3-gamma-like
Source: RefSeq, a predicted model, not a curated record
UACUGCCUCUCAUGGCCCUCCGCAGCCUGUCCUGGAUGCUGCUCUCCUGCCUGAUGUUCCUAUCUCAAAUCCAAGGCGAAGACUCCCAGAAUGAUAUGCGCUCAUCACGGAGCAGAUGUCCCAAAGGCUCCAAGGCCUAUGGCUCCCACUGCUAUGCCGUGUUUACAACACCAAAAUCCUGGAUGAACGCAGAUAUGGCCUGCCAGAAGAGGCCCUCAGGAUACCUUGUGUCUGUGCUCAGUGGGGCUGAGGCAUCCUUUGUGGCCUCCCUGGUCAAGAACAAUGUGAACACCUACUCAUAUGUCUGGAUUGGGCUCCAUGACCCCACAGAGGGCUCUGAGCCCAACACAGGUGGAUGGGAGUGGAGUAGCACUGAUGUGCUGAAUUACUCUGCCUGGGAGAGAGAUCCCACCACCAUCUCAAACCCUGGCUCCUGCGGGAGCCUGUCACGAAGCACAGGAUAUCUGAAAUGGAAAGACUAUAGCUGUGAUGUGAAGUUACCCUACGUCUGCAAGUUCAAGAACUAGGAGGGCUGGGCGUCAUCUGCUUGAGUCUGGUAUGCAGCUCAUCAUGGACAUGGGACCAGUGUGAAGACCCACCCAGGACAAGAAUAUUUUCUCCACACCACCAACCUGACCACCUCAUUCUGCCCUUCCCUUCUCCUCAGCCUCCUGUCAGACUUUUUUUGUCUGUUGCAU